Eremothecium sinecaudum is the source of this 1149-nucleotide messenger RNA. RefSeq names its product 25S rRNA (adenine645-N1)-methyltransferase (gene RRP8). NCBI's taxonomy places the organism in Eukaryota, Fungi, Ascomycota, Saccharomycetes, Saccharomycetales, Saccharomycetaceae. Gene Ontology annotation, cellular component: nucleolus. The transcript has a single exon. The coding region runs from base 1 to 1149 and encodes 382 amino acids. Gene Ontology annotation, molecular function: rRNA (adenine) methyltransferase activity. Gene Ontology annotation, biological process: rRNA methylation; ribosomal large subunit biogenesis. The record is from RefSeq and is a predicted model, not a curated record.
AUGGGAUUAUUUCAGGUUGAGGGAUGGGAUUUAGAUUCCAAGCAGGUGUUAUUUCAUAGUGCAAAUAAAAAAUUGAAUAUAAAGAAGAAUGAUAGAAAGGCAAGAAAGAACAACAAGCUAAAGGAUGCAAAAUCAAAGGAAGAAAUAGAAGAAUCAAAGAAAGACAUAAAGGAACCAAAGAAGGACAUAGAAGAGGUCACAACUCAGAAGAUAAAAUCUGAUUCUGCUACAAAGAAACGUCCACAUGAUCAGGAAUCAGAACCAUCUUCAAGUAAUAAGAAGGUAACUCCCAACACCAAAAAACCGCCUUUAACUCCUCUCCAGCAGAAAAUGUUAGCUAAACUUUCAGGAUCCAGGUUCCGGUGGAUUAAUGAGCAGCUCUACACCAUUAGUUCUAAUGAUGCACUUAAGUUAAUGAAAGAACAACCAGCUCUUUUUGACGAAUACCACGAGGGUUUUAGGUCCCAGGUUCAAUCUUGGCCAGAAAAUCCAGUCGAUGUUUUUGUCCAACAAAUAAAAGCCAGAGCUAUGAAGCCAGUUAAUGCACCUGGUGGUUUGCCAGGUCUUAAAGAUAAGAAGAUUGUUCUUGCCGACAUGGGUUGUGGGGAGGCUACUUUAGCAUUACAUGUCAACGAGAUGUUCAAGAAUCAUAAUAAGAGAACCAAGUACAAAAAGAACUGGGAGGUGCAUAGCUUUGACCUUAAAAAAGCCAAUGAUAGAAUAACUGUUGCUGAUAUCAAAAAUGUCCCACUGCCGGAUAAUUCGUGCACUAUAGUGGUUUUCUGUCUUGCGUUAAUGGGAACCAAUUUCUUAGAUUUUAUUAAAGAGGCUUACAGGAUCUUAGCGCCCCGAGGUGAGCUAUGGAUAGCCGAAAUCAAGUCUCGUUUUAGCGAUAAUGGUGAUGAAUUUGUUAAUGCACUUAAGUUGAAUGGUUUUUUCCACAAAACUACAGAUGACCAGAACAAAAUGUUCACAAGGUUUGAAUUCUUUAAGCCACCCAAGGAAAUCCUUGAGGAAAGAAAGGCUAAACUGGAAAGAAGGCAGAAGUUCAUCGAAGUUGAGACAGAAAAGGAAGAAUUGGAGAAGAAGAGAACUAGUACGCCUGAAGGUAAGUGGCUGUUGAAACCAUGUAUAUACAAGCGAAGGUAA